Messenger RNA from Peromyscus eremicus (cactus mouse), 1999 nucleotides. RefSeq names its product myeloid-associated differentiation marker-like. The record is from RefSeq and is a predicted model, not a curated record. The transcript has a single exon. Gene Ontology annotation, cellular component: cell-cell junction; plasma membrane. NCBI's taxonomy places the organism in Eukaryota, Metazoa, Chordata, Mammalia, Rodentia, Cricetidae. Bases 230 to 1180 code for a protein of 316 amino acids. Gene Ontology annotation, biological process: negative regulation of heterotypic cell-cell adhesion.
CCUACCCGCCAACCCUGCCGCCUUUAACACACGCGUAACUAACUGCCUAAGACGACGCAGCUAGAGAGAACAGUAGGUAUGCUUUGGCACCGAGGCACUUUGAAUGGCCCAUGGCAUGAGCAACUUCAGAAGCCACAGUCUGCAGACGUAUUCUGAUCAGCCUUUCACAGGAGUGCGAUUCAAUCUCUCUUCACAAUCCAGGACUUUCUCUGCCAGUUUCUCGGUUUAAAUGACAGCCAUGGCAGCAUCGGUGGUCCAGACCACCAUCAAGACCAAGGUCUCGCCAGGCCUGGAGUCUCUGACUGUCGUGGGGUCCCCUCGGGCGUUGUUCCGCCCCCUGGGCCUUCUCCGCCUGCUGCAGCUGUUUUCUACCUGUUUGGCUUUCUCACUAGUGGCCUACAAGGGGGCCUGGAUGGGCGCCAUGGCCAACUGGUGCAUGUUCUCCUGGUGCUUCUGUUUCUCCAUGACCCUGCUAGUCCUCAUCCUGGAGUUGGGUGGAUUCCAGAGCCGCUUCCCCCUGUCCUGGCUGGAUUUCCCCAUCACCUGCGCCUCCUAUGGAGUUCUCUUCUGCCUGUCGUCUUCCAUCAUCUACCCUAUCACCUGUGUGCGGUUUAUGGCUCACGGGUCUGCCAGAAAAAACGCCGUCAGCGCCACAAUCUUCUCCUGCAUCGCUUGUGUGGCUUAUAUAACAGAAGUGGCCUGGACUCAUACAAGGCCUGGUGUGAUGACUGGCUAUAUGGCCACUGUGUCCGGGCAGCUCAAGGUCUUGGAGUCCUUCGUAGCCUGUGUUAUCUUCAUCUUCAUCAGCAACCCACACCUGUACAUACAUGAACCUGCUCUGGAGUGGUGCCUGGCCGUGUAUGCCACAUGCUUCGUCCUAACCAUGGUGAUCAUCCUGCUGAACCUGGGGAAUUGCAACAACAUCGUGCCCAUCCCGCCCCCCACCUUCUUGACCGGCAUCGCCUUCCUGUCUGUCCUCAUGUACACUACCGCCGUCGUCCUCUGGCCUCUCUACCAGUUCAGUGAGGCAUCUCCAGGCCAGGCCCAAAGAACCAUGGAUGCGACCUGUCAGUACACACGUCCCCACUCAGUGUGUGCCUGGGAUCGCCACCUGGUAGUGACGAUCUUGACUGGUAUCAACCUGCUGACGUAUAUCGCUGAUUUUAUUCACUCUGGCUAGCUGGUGUUUGUCAAGGUCUAAGGUUUCCAAGGGGUCCUGUGUGGCAUGUCCCUGCGGCAAAGUCUCCAUUCUUCUUGCCCUGUUUUCUCCUGUCCCCUCUUCUUUAUACCUUCUAUCGGAUUUGCUGUUCUUUUUCCGGUUUAUUUCCCACCAUCCUGCUUUGCCCCUGAGCUGUGUCUCCAUAGCCUUCCGCUUUCACACUUUUGCUUGUCCAAUCUACGUUUUUCUAUGAGUUUCCCCGUCUCUUUGUUUCCUGGUUAUAUCUUUCUCUUUCCUGAAAAGCCCUCAGACUCCUUACUGUGUCUAUCCACUACUUCCACCACUAAAGGAGUUGGCUGCACAUAUCCCAGACUCCUUUGCAGCUCUUCAUACCAGGUACCUCUUGCCAAACCAUGAGGAAAUGCUGUUUUAAGUUUUCAGGUUUCUUAUUUAAGCACUGUUAUUCUUUCCUUAUACGUGUCAUGUUCCCUCAGUUAGUACGUAAUUUUUAUUUCUAACCCUAAACAUUAUCACAUGUCAGUCUCUGACUCUCUGUCUGGAAUUCCUCUUUGCUUGAUUAAUUACUAUGGUGUGGGUUUGAUCUCAGAUUUAAUAUCUCAAGUCUUACUGAUCCCACAUACACAAUACCAAAGCAUAUUUUAUUUCAUGUGCUCAUCUGGACACCAUUAUCUACUACACAGAAAGUUGUUAAUAAAUAUAAAUCGAAAUCAACGUACUUAUUUUAAAAGUCCAAAAUAUAACAUCCAUACAAUUUAUGUAAACAUAAAGCUAAUAGUAGCUUUUAAUAAAAGCCAAUAUAUUUUGACUUAAGAUAAGAAA